Molecule: messenger RNA, 1481 nt
Organism: Apis florea (little honeybee)
Lineage: Eukaryota; Metazoa; Arthropoda; Insecta; Hymenoptera; Apidae
Source: RefSeq, a predicted model, not a curated record
UUGGUUAGAAUAGUGGUGGUUGUAGUAGUAUGGAACAGUACGAUGGUGAUGGUGGUAGUGGUGCCCAAUACUCUUUUCAGCCCUCGGCCGACAGUUCAACGCAGCCUGUAGUGUUCGACGGUUGUACGUCUGUCCAGUCGGACAAAAUUUUACGUUUUUCAUUCUCUUUUAUUCACGUUUUUAUCGACAAUGCGACAAUUUAUAAACUUUUAAACUCUUAAACGUUUUUCAUCUUCCUCUUUAUUCUUCCUUUUCAUUUUCAUCUCUAGGAAUAUAAAUACAAUGCAGGUGACUCGUUGAAUGUGAUUGAAAUUAUUUUGUGCCAGUGAAUUUGAACAUGGUACUUCGAAGAAUUCGAUCGAGAAAAACGGAUUUUCAAUAAUUGAUUGCUCGAAUGUUCAAUGGGGUGAAAUAAUGCAGAAUCAAGCGAGAGAGGUAUCCACGUAAAAGCAAAUCGCAUAAUCUCGACGAUUAUCGAAGAUGUCGAAGAAGAGGGCCUAGCAUGAACCACGCCGUCACAUUUACAGUGUUGAUAGUAAUCCUGAUCCUCGGUGAUCUCGAAUCGGUCACAGUGGUGAACCAUCAUCCGGACGAGGAAUAUUUCCUGGAGCAUGAAGUCCUAUACGAGGAGGCAAUUAACGAGGCGAAAAAGUUGCAGCUCUAUCCCGGACCAAUCCCAGGAUGCAAGCCCUGCACGAAUACAGAGAUGACUUACUGCAGAGAUGGAAGCGUGAUAAAUGAUCAUUGUUGUUGCGAUGGCAGCGUUAACGAGGUAUUUCCCUUCGUGACGCACACUUGUCGUGUCGGGCCCGAGGAAUGCAAGGUGCAAGCUGGAGAUUGUGCUGAAUACGCGAGGUUACGGGAAUGUUGUUGUCAUUCCUACUUAGCUUCUAUUUGGAAAUAUUUAGCAAAUACAGCAGGAUCAUCAACGAAUAUAAAUCUCAUAAAGUUCCUGGCGAUAUUAACGGUGCUCAGGUUGCUCUUUUAGCCGGCCUAAUUAAUAAUACACGUUUAAUACCAAAUAUUUUAUAUAUAUAUAUAUAUAUAAGUUUUAUUUUAAUAAUUAUUUUUCCACCGUACAAGAAAUAUUAAAAGCAAAAUGAAUGUUUAUAACACAUGGCAACGAGAAGAAUGAAAUUUUUACUAAUUUGAUAGAAACAAUUUUUGCGAUUUCUCGUGUAUAUAGUAUGUGAAGAAAUGUAAUUGUACAAAGAAAUAUAAAUGAAUAUGAUAGCGGUUGUAUUUGUAUUUUAAUGGGUGAAAUGCAACAAAUAAUGUACAAACACAUACUUAAAAUCUUAAUCUUUUAAUCUUUUUCUUUCGUUGCGGAUGUGAUGCAAUUUUACGUAAACGAUAGUUCCUUAAUUAUAAACAAUAAGGUAAAACGAUUACACGAGACACGUAAAAAUUUGCUCACAAUCGAAUUAUUGCAACAUUAUCGCUUUUUAAGAUAAAGAAGAAUAUUUAAGAAUCGUAUAAAA